AUGGCUUCCAAACAUGCAGCGAAAACUGUCGAUCCGAAAGAUUUGUCUCCUGCGUGGAAGGUGCUUCAAAUGAAGCUGAAAGAAGAAAAAGAGGAUAAGGAGAGAACUGAGAAGUCUGAGAAAGCUGAAAAGCAAGAAGGAGAAGAUGGAUUCACAAAGGUUCAAUCGAAGAAGCAGAAACAAAAAAUAAAUCGGAAGCGGAGAGCUCAAGAAGCGCUAGCAGCAGCUUCUGAAGUGAAACGAGUACAUCAUGAUAUUCCAGUUGUGAUUGCAGAUAGUGAGAGAGGAGAACCAACAAAAGUGAUAGCAAUCGAUUGUGAGUACGUCGGCGCUGGAAUGGGUGGAACCACUGAUAUUCUCGCUAGAAUUUCAGUUGUUAAUGAGUUUGGAAAAAUCCUUUACGACAAGUUCGUGAAGCCCACCGAAAAGGUGACAGAUUUUCGAACCGCCGUGUCUGGGAUCCGGGCGGAAAAUAUGACAAAAGCCAUUCCAUUCGACAAGGCACAAACUGAAAUUUCAAAGCUCAUCGAGGGACGGGUUGUUGUUGGACAUGCAGUGCACAAUGAUUUUAGAGUGCUCAAAUUGACCCACACACGGAAGUUGACACGGGACACCGCGAAGUGUACAAUUCUAAAAAAUAUGGCCAAUCAUCAAGGAACGCCGUCACUGAAAAAGUUGGCUAAGGAAGUAUUAGGAAUUGAGAUUCAGAGAGGAGAACACGACUCAAUUACCGAUGCUCGUGUGGCUCUUCGUCUCUACAAAGCUGUUGACAAACAGUGGGAAGCUGAAAUCAAAAGAUAUCGAUAG
Molecule: messenger RNA, 807 nt
Organism: Caenorhabditis briggsae
Lineage: Eukaryota; Metazoa; Nematoda; Chromadorea; Rhabditida; Rhabditidae
Exons: 5
Coding region: 1-807 (268 amino acids)
Biological process (GO): rRNA processing
Cellular component (GO): nucleus
Molecular function (GO): nucleic acid binding; 3'-5' exonuclease activity
Source: RefSeq, a predicted model, not a curated record